Molecule: messenger RNA, 712 nt
Organism: Exserohilum turcica Et28A
Lineage: Eukaryota; Fungi; Ascomycota; Dothideomycetes; Pleosporales; Pleosporaceae
Exons: 1
Coding region: 65-244 (59 amino acids)
Source: RefSeq, a predicted model, not a curated record
CACCUAGUGCCAGCCAAGGCAGGCCAAAUUGCUGGCCGCCAGGCGCAGGCGGCACACUAUCGAUAUGCAGCCGAAGGGCCUCAUGGCUGCCUCUCAAAGCCGUCUCAAGCGCUUCCAGGCAACGGUUCCGCUGGAGACGACGAGUGCGAGUGGAGCGGCUGAAGACGACUCCAUCAAAACCAAAAGCCACACCACAUACCCCACAAGGGCUGCGCUGGGCAACGUAAGCGUCGUGCCGGAUUAGGAACAGAUCUUUGAUAUCGCGCGGGCAUUCGAGGCCUCGACACCUUUUCCAUCAGGCCAGAUCCUUGUAUCCAGCCCUUGGAUAGCCCAAUGGCGCCAGCUACAUGCCACUACGGACCACCCUGCAGACGGUCCAGCACGGCGACGAAACAGACCGGUGCAAUCGAGAAAUAACGCCCUGCCACACGCAAUUAUGAAAAUUGCAGUACGCUAACAGGUCCGAGGAGCCUUUGUCUCAGACCCACUCAGACAAACGCCUCGGUUCAACAUGUUCCCAAAGCAAUGCAUACGGUGCGGUGCGGUGCGAGCUCAACACUUGGUGUUUGAGGGUUGCCGACGUCAGUCGACAGCGUCAAAUGCUGUCAAGAAACGACUGACGUAGCUGGAGCCAUUCUAUAGCACGCGCUUAUGCUAUGCUAACCACUCUCUCCGAUUAAAUGCACGGGCUGGGAACGACGCUCGACUACAC